AUGCCUGAAGCAGACGGGCAGCAGCAUACUCAACACAAGGAAUCCCUAGUCGAGAGGAUGUUCGAGCAUCAUCACAACCACAAACAGGAAGAUAAUUCCCACAGUGAAAAGAGGGACGGAGUGUCUAAGGACGCGGGUAAACCAAAAUCCUAUGAAGAUUACCUGAAGAAGGAUGAUGAAGCCCUGAAAAGGUAUUAUGAAGAGCACAAGGGGUUGGAAACUGAGGGUCAGAGCUAUGGAGGACUGAAGUGA
Messenger RNA from Penicillium hordei, 252 nucleotides. RefSeq lists its product as uncharacterized. The record is from RefSeq and is a predicted model, not a curated record. The transcript has 2 exons. Bases 1 to 252 code for a protein of 83 amino acids. NCBI's taxonomy places the organism in Eukaryota, Fungi, Ascomycota, Eurotiomycetes, Eurotiales, Aspergillaceae.